CUCAUAACAAAAAACAACCAUUGACAGCUAUCGCGACAUCAAUUUUUCUCUUCUAACCGCCCACAGACUUUUGUGCACAUCACACAUGAGAACGAUUUGAGAAGGACUCCAAGGCGCAAAUGUUCAUCCGGAACGAUCAACCCGACCAUGCACAUCAUCAACACAACACCUACACGACCAACAACUCGUCCCACUACCAGUAACUCCCGACUCUCUCUUGACAAAAUCACACACACGCACAACAAUGGCCGGAAAACAAACGACUCAUCCCCUACGUCCAAAACGACAUCAUUCCCCCACCUCCGGCCUCUUAUACACUGAAACCAUCAUAAGAGCACGACCGACAAACCGACAAUUGUAUGAAUUUCUAUCCAAAUCUAUCGGAAGACCUCCACCUCAAGAAUGGGAGAAUGAAGGUGAGGAGGGGGUUUCGACGUUGCAGGAUAUGGCGUUGAGAUGUUUUUUGAAUCAUGUGGAUGGGUUUGGUGAGGAGCAUUUUGGGGGCGAUGUUGGAUUGAUGGGGGAGAGGGUUUGGCGGGAGGUUGUGAAACACAAUCUCCAAAGCCUUCGACUAUGGCAGCUCUUCACAACAAUCUGCAAAGAUCAUCCUCCACCAGACAUCGACGCCGACCAACCACCUGCAAGAACCCACAAGACAAUAACUCACCAUCAUCUCCCCCUCUCGCUAGUUAUCCCAGCAAUCUCUUCUCCCUCUCUCGUCUACCUCACCUCCCUCACCCUCAUCGACAAAAUCACAGAUUCAUCCACCUCUCUAUCCAUACUGUCCAUUCUCUCAAAUCUAGCCGUUCUACAUAUAGUUGGCUCGCCUUCCUCGACACGGGAGACAUCCAUGAUUGACGAUGAUACAACGAGGCUUUGGAACAAACAAGCAAGAUACAGCAACGGCUUUCCUAGGCUCAAGAUGCUGUUUCUGAGAUUCCAAUUGGGCGUGAGCGAAAGGGUGUUUGGGGAGUUGGAGCAUUUUCCUGCUCUGGAAAUGGUGGUCACGAGUCGAUGUGGCAUCAAGACGAAGGAGGGUAAGAAGGUUGCAAAAGAAAAGGGGUGGAAGAUGACGAGUAAAGCCUUUUACGCCCACACCGACACCAUUCUGGAAGCCCAUCCUCUAGGUCGUAGUUACCUCGACAUUGUCACUACCUUCUUGACUUCUCUCGUCUCCUCCCCCGCUGCUCCUUCAUCCUCGCCAUCUCGCCCUACUCCGUUACCACCCCUCUCACCCUCGCCCAUAACCAUCCCCCUCUCCCUCAUCCAACUAGGACGUCAACCUCCCUCCCAGUCCACGAACGUCCUCCUCGAUACUCAAGAAAUAGCAUGCUGGGUCAAAGACACAGACGAGAGUCGGAAAUUGGCAGAGGAAAAGAGGAAGAGAGGAGUUGACAAAGAGGAGAGAAAGAUGGAGGGAGGGAAGAGGGUUAGAAGGAUCAAGGAGGCGAAGAGGAGAGAUCUGUUGGGAUUGCUGGAGGGCAUGUAGGAGACGGGAGAGUACUUGAAGGUAGGAGUUCUAGCAAGUGGGCACCUCGUAUGUCGCAGAAAAGACGUAGGAUGCUGUCACUUGGCUUAUAUUCAUGUUGGAGAUCGCAGAGGCUACACGGGACUGGCGGCAAACACUGGAUUGAGAUUCGAGGAAGGUGUACGUCAAUCCAUAUCAAGAGCUUUUCGUCUCCAAACACGCCCUGAUAAGAAGAGGAAGUUUACAAAAUAGCCAUGAGAUGGCCACUCUGGCAGAAUGAGACGACACGAUCAGAAGGAAACGACCGAAAUGAUUUUAAGAAUGCCGAGAUCUCCAUUUUUUUUAGGGUGCUGUCUAAGAUAGUAUAGCUUUGUCUGUCCAUCCCGUGAACUCUCUCAUCAUCGUAUUAUAGACUGAAAACGCCAUCCGCUCAUGAUAUAUUGAGAAUAGAAGAAAAC
This is a messenger RNA of Aureobasidium subglaciale EXF-2481, 1926 nucleotides long. RefSeq lists its product as uncharacterized. The record is from RefSeq and is a predicted model, not a curated record. The coding region runs from base 245 to 1489 and encodes 414 amino acids. The transcript is spliced from 3 exons. Lineage: Eukaryota; Fungi; Ascomycota; Dothideomycetes; Dothideales; Saccotheciaceae.